CUUUCCACUAGGCAUAAGCAACUUCUGUUUUCACUAGUUAUAGUGCGGCAUAAAACAAUGUCUUCUCUUCUAAGAACAAGUUUUCUUCCUCAGCAUAAUCUUACUUCCCACACUCGUGACCACAACAAGUUUAAAUUAAGUGGUGGAAGAAGAGUGUUUAAAGCGUCGUUGGAGAACAAUAAUACAAGUGAAAAGAGUAGCAUUGUGACCAAAACAGGACAAGAUGAGCAUGUCAAGAGAUUCCUUAAUUUCUCAGGAGAAAAGCCAUCUACUCCCAUCCUUGACACCAUAAAUUAUCCCAUUCACAUGAAGAAUCUCUCAGUUGGGGAGCUGGAAAUGUUAGCUGAUGAACUGAGAGAAGAAAUUGUGUACACGGUUUCAAAAACCGGCGGCCACCUGAGUUCAAGCUUGGGAGUGGCGGAGCUGACGGUGGCUCUUCACCACGUCUUCAAUGCCCCUGAAGAUAAAAUUAUAUGGGACGUGGGUCAUCAGACCUACCCACACAAGAUUUUAACAGGAAGGAGAUCGAGAAUGCAUUCGAUCCGACAGACAUGUGGGCUGGCAGGGUUUCCUAAGAGGGAGGAAAGUGCAUAUGAUGCAUUUGGAGUUGGCCAUAGUUCUACCAGCAUUUCAGCUGGCUUAGGAAUGGCAGUAGGUAGAGAUUUGUUAGGGAAGAACAAUCAUGUAAUUGCAGUAAUAGGAGAUGGGUCCAUGACAGCUGGAAUGGCAUAUGAGGCAAUGAAUAAUGCAGGCUAUCUUGAUACGAAUCUUAUCAUCAUCUUAAAUGAUAACAAACAAGUCUCCUUGCCCACAGCCACCGUGGAUGGCCCUGCUCCUCCUGUUGGAGCUCUUAGUAGGACACUAACAAAGCUACAAUCAAACAGCAAAUUGCGUAAAUUGCGCGAGGCUGCGAAGGACUUGUCAAAGCAAAUGGGAGGCCAAGCACAUGAAAUUGCUGCCAAAGUUGACUCCUACGUGAAAGGAUUUGUGGGAGGGCCAGGAGCAUGCCUGUUUGAAGAACUAGGACUAUACUACAUUGGUCCCGUAGACGGCCAUAAUGUAGAGGACCUUGUCUAUAUCUUAAAGGAAGUUAAGUCAAUGCCAGCACGAGGUCCUGUUCUCAUUCAUGUCAUAUCUGAGAAAGGAAAGGGUUAUGGUCCAGCUGAAAUUGCAUCGGACAAAAUGCAUGGUGUUGUUAAAUUUGAUCCAAAAACUGGAAAGCAAUUGAAGUCCAAGUCGGAUACCCUUCCAUAUACCCGCUACUUUGCAGACUCUUUGAUAGCUGAAGCAGAGCAGGAUGACAGAAUUGUAGCCAUCCAUGCCGCGAUGGGGGGAGGAACAGGGCUGAAUUUCUUCCAAAAGCGAUUCCCUGAUAGAUGUUUUGAUGUUGGUAUAGCGGAACAACAUGCUGUCACUUUUGCUGCUGGUCUAGCUGCUGAAGGACUCAAGCCAUUUUGUGCCCUUUACUCUUCUUUUCUACAAAGAGGUUAUGAUCAGGUUGCUCAUGACGUUGAUCUUCAAAAGCUUCCAGUGAGAUUUGCCAUAGACAGGGCAGGCCUAGUAGGAGCAGACGGUCCAACCCAUUGUGGUGCCUUUGACACUACUUUUAUGGCUUGUUUGCCUAACAUGGUGGUCAUGGCACCAUCAAAUGAGACCGAGCUUAUGCACAUGGUGGCAACAGCAGCAGCCAUUGAUGAUCGGCCUAGUUGCUUCAGGUACCCCAGAGGAAAUGGCGUUGGAUCUAUUCUUCCGCUGAACAACAAAGGAACACCUCUGGAGGUUGGGAAAGGAAGAGUGCUACGAGAAGGGAAUAGGGUGGCAAUUUUGGGCUAUGGUACAAUUGUACAAAGCUGUGUAAGAGCUGCAGAGCACCUUCAUGUGCUUGGCAUCUCAUCAACAGUUGCAGAUGCCCGAUUCUGCAAGCCGCUUGAUGGAGAAUUGAUAAGACAGCUAGCUCAAGAGCACGAGGUCUUGAUCACUGUUGAAGAAGGAUCCAUAGGAGGAUUCAGCUCCCAUGUAUCCCACUUCUUGAGCUUGAAUGGAAUCUUGGAUGGCAAACUCAAGUGGAGGCCUAUAAUACUACCGGACAGAUACAUCGACCAUGGAACUCAGAAGGAUCAGAUUGAAGAGGCAGGACUCAGCUCAAAGCAUAUUGCAGCAACUGUCAUGUCACUAUUGGGAGAAUCUAGGGAGAGCCUUCACAUUACCGACCUAGCGGUGUAAUUGUAAUCAAACUGAUCCUAGCAGCCACAAAAUAUUAUAUCUUGAGGCAGCAAAUAAAUAUAAUUAUAGUUCCUAAACGAAAACGUUGCUCCUGUACACAAGGAGUGAGGAAGAUUCCCAUAAGUUCAUCAUCCUCUUCACUUGCUGUAAAUAUAUAUAUAUAUAAUUUAAAUUGUAUGGCAUAUAAACCUACUUACUAUCG
Rubroshorea leprosula is the source of this 2425-nucleotide messenger RNA. Lineage: Eukaryota; Viridiplantae; Streptophyta; Magnoliopsida; Malvales; Dipterocarpaceae. The record is from the annotation of a GenBank genome assembly.